Molecule: messenger RNA, 3733 nt
Organism: Phlebotomus papatasi
Lineage: Eukaryota; Metazoa; Arthropoda; Insecta; Diptera; Psychodidae
Product: rabankyrin-5
Exons: 7
Coding region: 115-3501 (1128 amino acids)
Biological process (GO): protein localization to ciliary inversin compartment
Cellular component (GO): ciliary inversin compartment
Molecular function (GO): protein binding; metal ion binding
Source: RefSeq, a predicted model, not a curated record
ACACUUUAGUUGCGUGUGUCCAUUGGAAAGUUCAUGGCAAAAUUGUAAAAAACUUCCGAGAAAAAUUGAUGGAUCUCCUGCAAUAGAAGGAUAUAUCCCCAGAUACCUUUCUCAAUGAAAAUGGCAUCAGAAGAGACUGUGCAGAAGUUGGAGAAGCACCUCAAAUUGCUGAAGGAAGAGUAUACAAAGUUGCAGAAGAACUAUGCCGAACUGGAGCGAAAAUACAGUCGAGCAAUUGCAAAUAAUGGAGAAAAUGAUGUGGGAGAAUUUAGUAGUUUUAUAUCGAGACUCACGAUGACUGUAGCAGGCCUGUACAGUCGCAAAACAUAUUCGGAUAUUACGGUGAAAUUUGGAGAAAAGUCCUUUCCGGCUCAUCGUUUUGUGCUGAGUGCACGAUCAGAGGAAUGGCGGGAGGAGGUUCUCGAGAGCACCACAGAACUUGAUUGGUCUGAUCUCGAUGGAGAUGUUGCUUAUGCUCUCCUACGAUGGAUCUAUACGGACAUUGUGGAUUUGCAAAGUGAUGCCCUGUCCCUUGCUCUCCUAAGGGCAUCACAUAAAUUUAAGUUACCAGGACUCUUGGGGCUCUGCGAAAGAGCUCUUGUGUCCUCCGUGGGUGUUCGGUCUUGUGUGCGCUUUUACUGUGUGGCCGAAGAAGUUGGUGCAACAAGUCUCCUCGAAUAUUGUUCUGGCUUGAUUUCGACACAUUGGGAUGACCUAACACCCCAGGACUUUGAGCACAUGUCCAGUCCCCUCCUGUACAAGAUGCUGAAAAAUAAGACAAAGCAUCCACUUCAUGCUGCCGUCCGCCUGUUGCGAGAAGACGUUGUGUUUCUGUGUCUUGUGGAAAAUGAUGGAAUGCUAUCUGAAGUAGUGAAUGGUCUGUCGCCACAAGGACAGCUUCCUCUUGCACUAGCACUAAUGGGGCGCAGUAGUGCUAUUGCCCAAACUCUUAUACAGAAUGGAAAAGCUGAUGUUAACGCAUACAAUGCAGAAGGUUGCACACUAUUAAUUGAUGCUGUAAAAAGGGGUGAUGGCUUUUCAUCCCUUUUUCUCCUCGAUAGAGAUGUCAAUAUUAAUUUGACGAGCAGAACAACUGGAGAUACAGCUUUGCAUAUUGUUGUGACAUACUCAAAGAAAUCCACUGAUGAUGAUACAUAUCAGGAGAUGUUGGAAGUGGGAAAAAAGAUUUUAGAAUAUAAACCCAAUCCAAAUAUUCAAAAUAUUCGUGGUUAUACACCACUUUUGAUGGCCAUUGUGUCUGAUCAUGAUGAAAUGAUAGAGUUAUUGCUGGAAUUGGAUGAUAUAGAUUUAAAUUUGAGGACUAAUGAUGAAAAAAGUGCCUUGCAGUUCUCCUUGCAGACCAGUGAGAUGCCAUUUAGUGUACCUAGGAGACUUAUUGAGAAGGGUGCUGAUGUCAAUGUUGUUUACUCUGAGACUGGCAAUAAUCUUCUGCAGAAUCUGAUAUGCAGUAAUUUGGAAGAUGCUGCAGUUUUUCUCAGUGAAUUUGCCAAUUUAGAUCAUAUUAACAAUAAGGGACUAACGGCUUUGCAUUUAGCAUGUGAAAGAAGUAUGACACAAUUGGUGAGGGCACUUCUUGAAAAGGGUGCAGAUCCCAAUGUUCAGACAACAGCGUCAAAUAUGAGAACAACCCUUCAUUUUGCCGUUGCGGCAAAUAAUUUGCCAAUAAUUGAUACUUUUGUGCAAUUUCGGCAUGAUGCAAAGGAAAAACCUAAUUUCAAUGUGAAAGAUUCCAAUGGCGAUUCUCCCCUUAGUCUUGCAUUGUCUCUUGCACACAAUGAUCUUGUGUCGUCAUUGAUUGAGGGUGGUGCAGAUGUUAAUGAUCGAAAUGGUCAAGAUUUGACACUCUUGCAUCAAGCAAUCCUCAAGGAAGAUGAUAAAACGGCAAUUUUCCUACUUGGUCAGGGAGCAGAUAUGAAUGCGCUGACGGGUGAACAGGAGUCACCGCUUCAGUUGGCCAUUCACUGCAACCUACCAACCGUUGUGGAUGCCCUUUGUACACGUGGCGUAUCACUGAGUGCCCCAGAUAGCAAGUGUGAGUCUCCACUUUGGACAGCUCUGGAGACGGAAAAAAUGGACAUAGCUGAAGUUUUGGUUCGUCAUGGAGUCGAUACAGAUUGCUGGAGUUCAGGUCCUGAUGGUUGCCUACAAACUCUCCUGCAUCGUGCAAUAGACGAGAAUAAGGAGAGUGCAGCGAAUUUUCUCAUCAAAAGUCGCUGCGAUGUGGAUUCACCGCGGCAACCAGGACCAGAUGGACAAGGUGGUGAGGAGGCUCGAGAUAAAGCUUCACCUUUGCAUUUGUGCUGUCAAUGGGGCUUAGUGAAUGUCCUUCAGACACUUAUUGACCAUGGAGCCAAUAUCAAUGCUGUCGAUUGCAAUUCCAAGACACCCCUUCAUGUGGCAAUUGAAAACCAACAAGAUGAAAUGAUUGGGAUUCUCUUGUGUCAUCCAAGUAUUGACUUACGUCAACGUGAUAAAUCCGGCAAUACACCCUUUGCCGCAGCACUACUUAUGAGGAAUCACAAAGCAGCUCAGAAUAUACUGCAACGAUUGCCAAAUGCUGCUGAGCAGAUUGAUCAAAGAGGUAGAAAUUUCCUUCAUGUGGCCAUCAUGAAGGAUGACCUGGAGUCUGUGCUAUUUCUCCUGGCAAUUAGGGUCGAUGUAAAUUCGCGUGUUCAUGAUGUAAAUCAAACGCCACCGCUGCAUUUGGCUGCAAGUUCGGAAAACGAAAUGCUCAUACGCAAUUUAAUUUUAGCCGGAGCAAGGAUAAAUGAACGCGAUGCCACGUCUAAAUGUGCAAUUCAUGUGGCUGCUGAACGUGGUCGAGUGGCCAAUGUUGCGGCACUUUUGCAAAAUGGAGUGGAUUUUGAUGCUGUUGAUGGAGAUGGUAACAAUGCUCUGCACAUUUCUGUGAGAGAGGGACAUUUAGCUGUUGUUAGGGAACUCCUCACGGAGAGUGGAAUUAAUGCUGAGGCAAUGAAUUACAAAGGAUACAAUCCAAUGCACGAACUUGCUCGCAGUGGAAAUGAUAAUGUAGCAGCGACAAUCUGUGAAUUAUUUCUCGAAUGUAUGCCAAAAUAUCCGAUAAAUCAAACUGACCUACAGGGUAAUACUCCUCUGUUGUUGGCAUAUAUGCGUGGUCAGGCGCCACUGUGUAAGGUUCUGGUGAAGAAUGGUGCCUGUUUAGGGGCUGAAAAUAAGGAUGGUGUGACCAUUUUUAAUUUUCAGCUGGCAACCAAUCAAUUGCUCCACAGACUUCUCGAUCAAUUGCCACAGGAAUCACCCUGGGCAGCUUCAGAUGUAUGUCAGGAAUGUGGAGAGAAAUUCUCUUUUACAACCAGGAAGCAUCACUGUCGACACUGUGGACGCAACUUGUGUAGUCGUUGUUCUAACAAUGACGUUCCUAUUAUUAAAUUUGGAAUUAACAAGCCCGUCCGGGUGUGUGCAGUCUGUUUUGAUGUUCUUCAAACUGGAAGUGGAUAAGAAUAAAAAAAAAUCGAGUUAGAACAAAGAAAAAACCAACAGAAAAAUCCAAACAUUUAAUUCAUAAUUUAAGAAAAAAAAAACAUUUGAAUUAUUGUUCUCGUAAAAUCAUAUUUCGAAAUUUCAGAAUGUUUUUCACUAUUGUUAUACGGCUUUACUGAUAUAUUAAAAAAAUAAAACACUUUAUUUUCAUACAAUUAUUGUAAUAAAAAAAAUAAUUAAUUAAAUUUCA